CCCACCUCCUCUGCCUGCCUCUUUCACACGGAGCAAGCGCGCAGAGAAAGAGAGGCCGUUCCGUUCCCUUUUGUCGCUGGGCAGCAUGGCCAUCCCGCUGCCGUGCAAGGCGCUGCCGCGGCAUGACGGGACGAAGGGCAGCGGGCAGGCGUACGACGGCGACGACCAGCCGUCGGUGGCUGCGGAGCUGCGCGCGCUGUGGGGCAUGGCGGCGCCUGUCACUGCUCUCAACUGCGUGGUGUACCUGCGCGCGAUGGUGUCCGUGCUGUGCCUGGGGCGGCUGGGCCCGCUGGACCUGGCGGGCGGCGCGCUGGCCAUCGGGCUGACCAACAUCACGGGCCACAGCGUGCUGUUCGGGCUGGCGUCGGGGCUGGAGCCGCUGUGCGCGCAGGCGUUCGGGUCCCGCAACCACGAGCUGCUGACGCUGUCCCUCCAGCGCGCCGUGCUGCUGCUUCUCCUGGCGGCGCUGCCCAUCGCGCUGCUGUGGCUGAACGUGGGCCCCAUCCUGGUGGCGCUGGGGCAGGACCCCACCAUCUCGGCGCACGCCGCGUCGUACGCCGCGUUCGCGCUCCCGGACCUUGCCGCGGGCGCCGUGCUCCAGCCGCUGCGCGUGUACCUCCGGUCGCAGGGCAUCACGCGCCCCAUGGCGGCCUGCUCCGCCGCCGCCGUGGCGCUGCACGUCCCGCUCAACGUCGGCCUCGUCUUCGGCUUGGGCCUCGGCGUGCGCGGCGUCGCGGCGGCGCAGGCCCUCACCAACGCCAACAUGCUGCUCUUCCUGCUCGCCUACGUGCGCUGGGCGCGCGCCUGCGAGCACACCUGGAAGGGCUGGGCGCGCCCCGCCGACGUCGCCGCCGGCCUCCCGGCCCUCGCCGGCCUCGCCGUGCCCAGCUGCGUCGGCGUCUGCCUCGAGUGGUGGUGGUACGAGGUCGUCACCGUGCUCGCCGGCUACCUCCCCAACCCCGCCGCCGCAGUUGGCGCCGCCGGGGUGCUCAUCCAGACCACCAGCCUCAUGUACACCGUGCCCAUGGCGCUCGCCGCCAGCGUCUCUACCCGGGUGGGCAACGAGCUGGGCGCCGGGAAGCCGCGGCGCGCCCGGAUGGCGGCGCUGGUGGCGCUGUGGUGCGCGCUGGCGGUCGGCGUGCUGCACGUGGCGUGGACGGUGGCGCUGAGCAGGCGGUGGGUGGAGCUGUUCACGGCGGAUCCCGGCGUGGUGCGGCUGGCGUCGGCGGCGAUGCCCGUGGUGGGGCUGUGCGAGCUGGGCAACUGCCCGCAGACGGCGGGCUGCGGGGUGCUCCGGGGCACGGCGCGCCCGGCCGUGGGCGCCCGCAUCAACCUCCUCUCCUUCUACCUGGUGGGCACCCCCGUGGCGGUGUACCUGGCGUUCGGCGCCCGCGCCGGGUUCCGCGGCCUCUGGUACGGCCUCCUGUCGGCGCAGGCCACGUGCGUGGCGCUCGUCCUCGUCGCCGUCGUCUGGCGCACGGACUGGCGCGUCGAGGCCAUGCGCGCCAAGAAGCUGGCGGGGCUGGAGCUCACCAACGACGCCGAGGAGGAGAGCAGGCGCCUCGUGGCCGCCACCGGCGAGCAGGCGGAGGAUACUAGCUAGUAGUGGCGUAGGUAGGUAAGCUAGCUAGCUAGCUAGCUAGGUGCUGACAGCGGCGCGACGUGCGUGCGUGCGUGCAGGGUCGCCGUCAUCGUCUUUGAGGCCCCAGCAGCCAGCAUCAAUGGACCAUACUACUAGUACCAUAGCUAGAGUGGCUUGGCCUUUUCAAUUCGCUGCAGGCUAGAGCUUCGUGGGGCGUGCAGGGGCCUGACGGAUUACAAUUGAUUAUACCU
This is a messenger RNA of Zea mays, 1833 nucleotides long. RefSeq lists its product as uncharacterized. Gene Ontology annotation, molecular function: xenobiotic transmembrane transporter activity; antiporter activity. The record is from RefSeq and is marked provisional. The coding region runs from base 86 to 1603 and encodes 505 amino acids. The transcript is spliced from 2 exons. NCBI's taxonomy places the organism in Eukaryota, Viridiplantae, Streptophyta, Magnoliopsida, Poales, Poaceae. Gene Ontology annotation, cellular component: membrane. Gene Ontology annotation, biological process: xenobiotic detoxification by transmembrane export across the plasma membrane.